Xenopus laevis (African clawed frog) is the source of this 576-nucleotide messenger RNA. RefSeq names its product orexigenic neuropeptide QRFP-like (gene qrfp.L). The record is from RefSeq and is a predicted model, not a curated record. The transcript has 2 exons. The coding region runs from base 166 to 576 and encodes 136 amino acids. Lineage: Eukaryota; Metazoa; Chordata; Amphibia; Anura; Pipidae.
CAUUACAGCCCCAGGGACUGACGUUACAAUUAAUCAGGGCUCUUGUUUAAAAGCUAAAGCCACGGACACAAGAGGCUUCACACACAGAAGGGAAGGAACCAUAAAGAUCACCCAACGGGCACAUCCUUAUAAGAACCAAAAUCUUCCGACCCUCCGCUGAUCAAGAUGAGAGGGAGCUACGGAAUAUCUGUUUUGGUUCUACUAAGCCUGGGAUAUACCUUCGCCCUGCAGGACAGCAGAGAGCAAACCGACCCUUGGGAGAUAAUUCGCCUUCUACGGAUGCUGCCCGACGGGGAGGAGAACAUCGCAGGGUGGUACCCUUCAGCACCCAAACAGAAGAAGACUACAGACCCAGCGUCUCUGUUCAGUGUGGCCAAAGAAUUGCAGGGCUUUGGGAAGGAGAGGGCAGGCUUCAGAUUCCGGUUUGGGAGGCAAGAGGAAGGAGAUGAGCUUGAAGACUUUAAGAAGGAAGAAGAGGAGAAGCGAGGAGGAACCGCGUUGGGAUCACUGGCAGAGGAGCUUAAUGGAUACAACAGGAAAAAAGGAGGCUUCAGUUUCAGAUUCGGAAGAAGAUAA